GUUGUUUGUCCGCUGGCACUGGGCCACGCUGGGCGGCACCGCCCCUGUCGCUCCCACCCGCAGUCUCGGGCUGGCCUGGCGCGGGAGAGGAGCGGUAUCGUCCGAUCUCCGUCGACACCAGACACCACCCCACAGCAUGGCAGAGCUUCAGUGGGCCGCGGGCUCGGGCGGAUCCGUGCCGGAGGGCGCCGUAGCCUGCGAAGGCUCGUACGUCGGCCGGGCCCACCACGACAACGGCAUCAUCGUCGGCCCCGUCGUCUGCGGCGACGGCUGCUGCGCCAUCGGCUACUGCGGAGAACGCUUCACCAAAGACGAGUACGAGGUGCUGCUGGAGCCCACGGACGGGAGGCGUCUCCGCUGGGAGCCCUUCAGAGGCGAGAUGCCCGAGGGGGCCGUGAAGGGGGGCUACCUCUGCUCGGGACACACGCUGUAUGUGGGACGUGCCUGGAAGGAUGGCAAACUGCUUGUCGGCCAUAUCAACACCGUGGACAAGGUAUGCUGCGUUCCGUCCGAGGACCAGUGCUUCGACUGCAGCGACUUCUUCGUCCUGGUCGCCUACUGAUCCCCGCACAGGGAAACAGGCGGCGAGCCGACCAGGAUCAGCGCGGAUCGCGACGAAUCGAAGGAGGAUCAAGGACCCAUGGCUUCGUUGCUUGGGCAAAUUUUCGCGGGACAUGCUUAACCACGUGGAUCUGUGAGGUUAACACGUUUCCUGCCUGGGUCUUGCAGUGCUCAUGCGCGUCUUACUGCGCAGCUGUCGCUGUGUUUAACAUGCGAAUGUUCUCGUCCGCCUUAUGACCAUUUUGUCAUGGGAAAUAGAACAAAACGUUGGACUAUG
Pollicipes pollicipes is the source of this 838-nucleotide messenger RNA. RefSeq lists its product as uncharacterized. The record is from RefSeq and is a predicted model, not a curated record. The coding region runs from base 137 to 562 and encodes 141 amino acids. NCBI's taxonomy places the organism in Eukaryota, Metazoa, Arthropoda, Thecostraca, Pollicipedomorpha, Pollicipedidae. The transcript is spliced from 4 exons.